AUGAUGGAGGAACUGGUCGGGCUCGGCGCCGUGACACUGCUGGGCGUCCUGGAGCAAGCCUAUUUCUCUCUCCAGGUAAUUUAUGCCAGGAGGAAGUAUUCAGUGUCUCCACCUGCCACCUCUGGACCACCAGAAUUUGAGAGGGUCUUCAGAGCUCAAGCAAACUGCUCAGAGUACUUCCCCAUCUUCAUCACCGUGCUGUGGCUAUCUGGAGUAUUCUUCAGCCAAGGUCUGUCUUCAGUCUGCGGUUUGCUUUAUUUAUACGGACGGUUCAAUUACUUUAGAGGAUAUUCUGAGUCUGCACAGGGACGUCUGGCUCCACUUUACUUCAGCGCUCAGAUUCUCUGGAUUCUCAUCGGGUUCUCGGCUGUUGGCAUUUUCCUCACCUUCUGCCGAGUUUACCUGAACGUGGACCUGCUGCAGGAACUCUGCUCCAUCCUCGGGCUGUUUUGAUCGAGGAGGAUAAGAAGUGACAAAAG
This is a messenger RNA of Pelmatolapia mariae (spotted tilapia), 479 nucleotides long. RefSeq names its product leukotriene C4 synthase (gene ltc4s). The transcript has 5 exons. Gene Ontology annotation, cellular component: membrane; endoplasmic reticulum; nuclear envelope. Lineage: Eukaryota; Metazoa; Chordata; Actinopteri; Cichliformes; Cichlidae. Gene Ontology annotation, molecular function: glutathione transferase activity; glutathione peroxidase activity; enzyme activator activity. Bases 1 to 453 code for a protein of 150 amino acids. Gene Ontology annotation, biological process: leukotriene biosynthetic process. The record is from RefSeq and is a predicted model, not a curated record.